AUGGCGGAUAAGUACGUGUCAGGGUACCCCCCGCCCCCGUACUACUUCCAGGAGUAUGUAGAUGCGGGUGAGGGGGUAGGCCAAGGGGAAGAUACCGAAAGGGGAUAUCACACGGAAAGUUACCAUUUCUUAAACAGCAUAGCGCAGCAGUACAACAUUUACGACGUUACGGAGAAUGCUCACGUCCACGCCCCAUCCGAUGGGAAUGAAAAGUACACCAAGCAAACGUGCCAACUGGUAAUGGGAAGACCCCCACCAGUGCCCCUCAGAAGUAAUUACAACGUAUUUGGGAUAAACCACCAAGUAGAAAAAAGAGUCGAAGACUUAGAUAGUGAUGAAUUACUAUAUGACGUGAAAAAAAACUUGAAAAAUGAAUUUAUUAAACUUUUUAAAAAAUAUAAAGAUUCCUUUUUUGAUCUUUUCGAUGACAUUGUAAAUAACAGACGGGACGACAAGACAAAAAUAAAAAUGCUCAUAAAAGUCCACGUAAAUUUAUUUCACAUUUUGGCGAAACUGAGAUUCUACCAAAGUGUGAAUAACGUCAUUAACAUUUUGAAGGUGCAGCUGAAGAGACGGCAGAUAGCCAUCGACAAGAUGAAGUUAAGCUUGCUUCGUAUUUAUGGCUAUAUAAAUUUUGUGCAGGAAAAUUUCGCCACUGGGCACGCCAUUGAGGAUGAUGAAGGAGGGAGUCCCAAACGGAAGAGGAAGCUGACCGCGCUGCAGCUCGUUUGA
This is a messenger RNA of Plasmodium coatneyi, 732 nucleotides long. RefSeq lists its product as uncharacterized. Gene Ontology annotation, biological process: regulation of transcription by RNA polymerase II. The coding region runs from base 1 to 732 and encodes 243 amino acids. The transcript has a single exon. Gene Ontology annotation, cellular component: core mediator complex; mediator complex. Gene Ontology annotation, molecular function: transcription coregulator activity. The record is from RefSeq and is a predicted model, not a curated record. NCBI's taxonomy places the organism in Eukaryota, Apicomplexa, Aconoidasida, Haemosporida, Plasmodiidae.